GCCGCGCCCUCGCGCUGUCCCUGCGACUUCGCCUUUCCGCGCCGGGCAGGGUUACUGCUCGUUCUUGGGUGGGUGGCCUCCGCGCCCUGCCGUCGAGAAACUGCGGGAAGGAGCCCGAUCCCGGCUCUGCAGGUGGGCGGCGGGGUUAGCGACGCGGCCCGGGCGCGGUGCGCUCGGAGCCGCCCGAGUGCGGCUCAUGUAGCAUUCGUUAUACGGUGAUGUGAAUCAGAAAGCCCACCUUUCACGGGGAGAUCCCACAGAAGCAUCUGUUGAACGAGGUAGGCAGGCACGAGAUCUGAAGAGAUUUCCUGGAUGUGGAAUGUGAACCUUUAAAACCACCCCUGCACCGGGCCCUGUCUGUGGGAACAAUGUUUGGGAGGUUGACUCUUCCGCAGCUGCUUUUUGCAAGCAUCCUUGGAAUUGCUGGAGGAAUAUAUAUUUAUCAACCAAUAUUUGAACAGUACUCCAGAGAGCAAAAAGAAUUAAAAGAAAAGGUGAAAUGGGCACAAGAAUCACAAGAAAAGAAAAGUUAAUGCUGCAUGAAGUUGAAUUGUAACAGUUGGUUAAAUUUCCACUGAAAUCACACAUUAAUUAUAAACUUAUAGGCACAAAUAAAUCAUAAUAACUUAAAAUGACUUUUUAGACUAGCACUGUUAAUACUUACUGCAUUUUUUUUUUUUUAAUUUGAGAGAGAUCAGUCCCAUCCCUUGGUUGGUUCGCUCUCCAAAUGCUCCCAACAACCGCACUGGGCUGAGCCAAAGCCGUGAGCUGGAAAGUCCACCCAGUCUCCCAUGUAGAUGGCAGGAACCCAAAUGCUUACGGACUUAUCACUGUCUCCCUAGAUCUGCGUUAGCCAGAAGCUGGUGUCAGGAACCUGGAAUCAAACCUACAUACUUCAGUUUUGGAGGCGGGCGUUCUAUUGGCGUCUUAGGCCAGACAUCCACUCUUUGACAUUUUUUAAGAAUACUGACCUGUUGUAUAGAAUGUCCCUUAAAUUGAGUACGUUGAUCCUUUCUUAUAUUUACAUAGAUUCAAUUUGAUAAAGAUAUAUCAGCAUGAUUCAUGAAUUCAUUGCUUGGGUUACAGUCUAACAUUAGGGCUGGCUGCAUGAUUUGUAGACUCUAGUACAAAUGAAAAUGCAGGGGUCGGCAGGGGAGCAGCACUGUAGCUUAGUGGGCUGAGCCUCUGCUUGCGGCGCCGGCAUCCCAUGUGGCCGCUGGUUUGAGUCCUGGCUGCUGCGCUUCUGAUCCAGCAUCCCUGCUGAUGGCCUUCUGUGGGAGACCCGGAAGAAGCUCUUGGCUCCUGCCUUCUGACUGGCCCAGCUCUGGCCUUUGCAGCCAUUUGGGGACUGAACCAGUGGAUAGAAGACCUCUCUUUGUGUCUUUCCCUCUCUCUCUCUCUAACUCUGCCUCUCAAGUAAAUCUUAAAAAAAAAAACAAAAA
Messenger RNA from Oryctolagus cuniculus (rabbit), 1442 nucleotides. NCBI's taxonomy places the organism in Eukaryota, Metazoa, Chordata, Mammalia, Lagomorpha, Leporidae. The record is from RefSeq and is a predicted model, not a curated record.